Messenger RNA from Loa loa (African eye worm), 363 nucleotides. RefSeq lists its product as hypothetical. The coding region runs from base 1 to 363 and encodes 120 amino acids. The transcript has 4 exons. Gene Ontology annotation, molecular function: serine-type endopeptidase inhibitor activity. NCBI's taxonomy places the organism in Eukaryota, Metazoa, Nematoda, Chromadorea, Rhabditida, Onchocercidae. The record is from RefSeq and is a predicted model, not a curated record.
AUGAGUUACAACGAUAUCGAACAAGAUUCCAGUACAUUCUUUAUCCAUAUCGCCAUAAAGACAACGAAAACAGUUUUAUUAUCGAAAAACAUUGCGAGCAAACUUGUGAUCGUAAUAACUGAAAUUAAAAGGAAUGGUAAUAAUGAACUGAAAUGCAUUUUUCAGCAACAGCAAUCAGGCGUUGAACAGCUAUGCUUGCUAUCCAUAGAUAGAGGAGCUUGUAGUGGACAUCAAACACGUUAUGCUUUCGAUCGACAACAGAAUCAGUGCGUAUCAUUCGAAUACACGGGUUGUGGUGGUAAUCUGAACAAUUUCCGUUCCUUAGCUGAUUGUAUAUCAACUUGUGGACAAGUUGGAUUUUGA